Messenger RNA from Drosophila persimilis, 726 nucleotides. Its product is annotated as collagen alpha-3(IX) chain. NCBI's taxonomy places the organism in Eukaryota, Metazoa, Arthropoda, Insecta, Diptera, Drosophilidae. The record is from RefSeq and is a predicted model, not a curated record. The transcript has a single exon. Bases 1 to 726 code for a protein of 241 amino acids.
AUGAAGUCGCGUUUAGUAGCUAGCUUUUCGAGUUUCUGGAUUACUUUCGGCCUGGGAGUGCUGCUGGCAGGAGCUGAAACCUUCGGGCCGCGCCACAUCACGCUGAUGACUGGCAGUCCCGCUCCGGCUCCGGCUCCGGCCCCGCAUCCAUCACCACCGCAUGAAGUGAUCAUAUCCGAGGACUACGAUCAUCACGACCACCACCACCAUCAUCCGCCGUACCCGCCGCCUGGCUAUCCCUAUCCCCCUCCGCCGCAGCAUUGUCAGUGCCCCCCUGGACCGCCAGGUCCACCAGGGCCUGUGGGAGCGCCAGGCGUUAAAGGAUAUCCAGGGAUGAAGGGUCCCAAGGGUGAUCAAGGGCAGAAGGGACCACCAGGCGAGAAGGGUUACCCGGGCUUUCCAGGUCUCCCCGGUCCUCCAGGUCCUUCAGGUCCUCCCGGUUUCCCAGGCUCGCAUUCAUAUCGGGACAACUACCCACCACCAGCACCACCGCCUUCCCAUGGACAUCACGGGGAUCACGGGCACUAUGGGCACCAUGGAGACUAUGGACACCAUCGCUACUUCUCGAAUGAACAGUCCUAUGACGAAGACGAAGACGACUACGAGGGCCACGAGCGUACCUUUGGUGAAGUAGAAGAGGAGUCGAUUGGCCACCAACCAAUCCUCUUGGCAUUCAGUCAUGUGGGUAAUCCAUUUGCCACAAAUUCAAACAGAAAACAGAUUUAA